AUGGCCGAGACAGCGAUAACAGAGAGCUCGCUCAAAGACGCGCUGACGGAGCGACUGAAGGCCACCUAUGUAGAGGUGGCCGACAUGUCCGGCGGCUGCGGUCAAUCCUUCACAUCGCUCAUAGUGUCUCCCGAGUUUGCCGGCAAGAAUUCACUCAAGAGGCACCGGCUGGUGAACUCGGCGCUCAAGGACGAAAUCGCACAAAUCCACGCCUGGAGCGCCAAGUGUCAAACUCCUGACGAGCACGAGAAAGAGAGGGCCACCACGGGCGGAAACGACGGCCCCCCACUGGACGGAACAGAUGAGGGAAAGGUGGAUGGCGUUGACCAGUGA
Messenger RNA from Lasiosphaeria miniovina, 333 nucleotides. RefSeq names its product bola protein. The record is from RefSeq and is a predicted model, not a curated record. Gene Ontology annotation, biological process: intracellular iron ion homeostasis. Lineage: Eukaryota; Fungi; Ascomycota; Sordariomycetes; Sordariales; Lasiosphaeriaceae. Gene Ontology annotation, molecular function: 2 iron, 2 sulfur cluster binding. The coding region runs from base 1 to 333 and encodes 110 amino acids. The transcript has 2 exons. Gene Ontology annotation, cellular component: cytosol; nucleus.